UGCACGCGCUACACCACCCUUAUAAAACACGUUCGAAAUUCAAACAAUUAUUUUUUUAAAUAAAACCCUACAACACAUUAAAAGCUAAAAAUCAAAUCUAAUGCAACUAAUCUUCAGAGGCUUGCGAGAUGUGGACUUGAUUAAGAGUGCUUGUUAUAUAAAAUGUUAAAUUAAUUAAUGCAUAUAUUAUCUUGUGAUGUGCAGUGUUAAACGUGACUUGCGUAAGUAGAUUGAGAGUGGUUUCCUGUCGCGGUGAUGUCGUCAUGUGGGUGGUCACAGUGCUGUGCGCGCUGGUGGUGACCGGCGCCGGCGCGCCCAACGCCACCCAUCGCCGCGCUGAUCCUCGAGAGCUCUUGGUACCGGAAGACGAAGACGAUCUAGUUCUGGACUACUAUGAUGAAGCCAGGAUUAAUAUAUCUGAGAAAGGCAGAUAUAUUGGGUCACCGUGUGAGUUCACGUGCAACUCCGACCUUGUGCAUGUGUACUGCGAGCCAAGAACCAGAACUUGCCAGUGUGCACCAAAACACUCAGUCGAACUCGGAGUGGCCAGAGGCUGUGCUAAACCCAAGAAGCUGGGCGAGCAAUGCUUUUACCGGGAGACAUGUCGUGCCUUCGACCCCCACUCAUCAUGCGUCCAGGUCAACCAUAAUGCGUACUGCCAAUGUGAUACCGGAUAUCACACCACCACCCACUCCCGUCCCACGCUACGGAUCUUCUGCACUGAAGACCUGGUUCUGCUGACGGCGGACCUGCCGACGCUGUUGGGCGUUGCGUCGGGAAUCUUCGUGCUGGCCGGCCUGCUGUGCUUCGUGCUGCAUCUCUACACAAAGGCGCGGUACCACCCCGCGCAUCUGGCGGAUGCGAGGCUUACUCCGCCCUGUCUGUACUCACUUAAUGAUACUGGCGGCACGCUGAGCGCAACUCGCGCAUCUUCCCGAGCAUCAUCUCGCAGCGGCUGCACCAGCGGGACUCUCGAGCUCGAGGGCAAUUCCCGUCGAGAGUCCCGCCGAGCGGCGUCAUCCCGCGCAGGUGCGGCGCGCACGGCGGCCAUCUUGUUAAUCUCGCGCCACCUCAAGGCCGUAAGGGACGGCGGCGCGCACCCGCCUAAGUGCGCCGCCAAAGGUUCGCGACGUCCAAGUCUAAGCUCAGUUCAAAGUAGCUCAUCGUCUAUUAGGAGCUACAGCGCAAAAAGAUGGGAAAGAGAAAGAGAACAAAAAGAACGAAGACAGAUGAGCAUGCGUCUUGCUCAGUUGCACGACAAGAUGGCGGCGGGACGAGAACUACCGAAACACGCACCCACUCCUUCGCCGAGGUCUCCUAAUAAUUCUACCGAUGGGCUUCUGCCAGCUGUGUGUGAAAUUCGUGAACUACAAAGUGCAGAUCAGCUGCAAGGCGUGGAUGGACCCUGCUCGAGCACCUCACUUUACUGACAGCAGGUUACUUCUAGCGCCAUAAGAUCCAUGGACUCCUUAUCAUCAGACGGGACCCCUGCCGUAGCGUGGAUGUAGUGAUAGAAACUUUAGUAUUAAAUCGUUAACGGCUACACCGGAGAAGCUCGUUGAGCUGAGUGAAGAAACUAGAAAGCCGAUGUCUGUGCAUUUUGACAACUUUUAUUAUUUAAAGUGAUCUGUGACUGAAUUAAAAGUGAUGCAGUCGGCAUUCGUUUCGAAUUUAUUAAAAUAACUGGAUUUAUAUGGCGAUUGAUAGAGAAUGAAGACUUUUUGUACGUGGAAAUUGUGAUGCUGAGUGUUAAUAGGUGAAGAACUAUAUCAUUAAACCCCUGCCAGAAAAACACCAUAGGUAUAGAUAGUUCUAGAAAUGUAUCUGUGACCUGUGAAUUUUAUAGUUGAGGGUAAAAAUCAAAUUUUUUUUUGCCCUAAAACAUUAAUAGUUUAGAAAGUGAUUUUGUGUUCAUUCUGAUAUUAUAGUUUGAAUGAGGUGCUUAAUAUAUAUUUUCUCCUUACAGAGAACUUUUACAAUAGGAGCACAAGUCACAGAUACAACGUCGUUAAAUAAUAUUUUGUAGAUAAAUCGUACCGAUUGUUCAAAGCUAUAAUUGACUACAUAAGUAGUUAGGCAUAAUAAAAUGUUUGUUAUAAUAAUUUAUAUUUACACGUAUUUACUUAUGAUUGUUAGAUAAGGCUGGAGGAAGGAUAGGCUGUGUUUGAAUGCUACUUAUUAUCUGAAUGUUUUUCGGUGGAAGUAUAUUAUAUUUCAAAAACAGUUCUGAAUAAAACGCACGAAAAAAUAUAAUAAUAUCAUCCUAAUUGUAGCAAUAACUAUAAUACAAAAAUCACAAAAUUAUAGAAAAUUAUUAAAUUCAUCUAUUUUUAAAAAAAAUACGCUAUCACAUUGAAGGGUUACGUAUAGAAAUACCAUAUCGCUGGUCAUUUCUAGUUAGUCGUUAUUUAUAAACUCACUCAAGACACGAUUAAGAUUUAUUUUUCUUAGUACCCAUAACGCUCUUUGGGAAACCUUUUCAAUAUUAAAAAUUAAAUUUUAUAGAACAUAGACGAGGAAUUGAUAUUUUCAGAAUCCACUUAAAUUGGGAAAAUAUAUUUUCCAAAAAUAAGCCAUACAAAUAAACCAAUGACAGACAACGUUCAACACCAACAAUCGAUGAUUAAGAAGAUAUAUGGAGAGUAGGUAUAUGCUAGCGAUUAUACGAGAGUAUCAAAUUUGUUUUUAAUUGCUAGUUUAGAUAAUUAAAAAUGUAUAAAUAGUAAAUACUUAUAUUUGUAUAUGAGAGCUUGUAUUAACGCGAUGUAAGACACUUGUUUAUAGUUUUCGAAUUGUUUAUUGCCAAAAUAUUUGUUUUGUUCCAAAAUGUUCGAUAUGGCUAUAUUAAAUCGAGAACUCAAAGCGCUUGUAACAUACUACAUACAUAGAGUACUUAGUAAUGCAAUGUACUAAUCCUAAGAAAUUAAAGAUUUGAUUUGUAAUAUAGACAUGAUCAUAUUUAUGUUCAUGUAUAUCUGCUUUAUAUCUUUGACAUGGGUCUCUAGUGAGCUGGAGUGUCUUAAUUGGUAGCCAUAUCAAACAUUUUUAGUGACAUGAAUUGUUUAUGUAGAUUACAUACUAGAUGUGAUUUUUAAGAAUAGUAUUUAUGUUAUUUUUUGUAAAGCACAAAAAUGCGUACUUUUGCCAUUGAAGCGAAGUUGUUAAUUAAUGAUGGAUUAGGUAUGUAAUUGCUGUUUUAAAGAUGAAUAUAAAUUAAUUUGAAGUUUUA
Pieris rapae (cabbage white) is the source of this 3229-nucleotide messenger RNA. RefSeq lists its product as uncharacterized. Bases 264 to 1430 code for a protein of 388 amino acids. The record is from RefSeq and is a predicted model, not a curated record. NCBI's taxonomy places the organism in Eukaryota, Metazoa, Arthropoda, Insecta, Lepidoptera, Pieridae. The transcript is spliced from 8 exons.